UUCAGUGCGUCUGUAAACACUGCCGAGUGCGGUACUCAAUCUACAUUAGCUCCGCUCGAAAAUUUCCAAUUCUUAGUGAACUGGCUAACGGUAGCGAGCCUAUUCGAACGAAAGUGAAUGUGCGUCCAGAUCUAAAAUAAAAUUGGUACGAAAGCCAAAGGAAUAUACAUAUGUACAAAAAGUGAACAAAUUCGGAUAGAAACUCAAAGUGCAACGCUAAAAUAAAAAUCAGUGCAGCUGCUUCCUGAGUGCACCUGUUUCCCCAGCAGGGAGCACGUACGCAUACGCACCUUUGGAUACGCGAAGAAAUGCGAAGUGGCGUAGAGUGCUUGAUAACUUAAUGCCAAGCAGCCAAAGGGCCCUAAAAGCGGCAGCCGAAGAAAAACGACGCGACCUUGUCUUGUCUUCGCACUCCGGACUUCUUAUACCGCCAUCCAUCAAAGUCUCGGGCCUUAAGGUCUUGGGAUUACACACAAAUCACAUUUGGAUACUACAAAUCAUACGCUAGAAGGUAAGCGCAGCUGGCAGUGUAUUUUUUUAUAAGGCGGGAAAACUAUUUAUAAGAUGCUGAAGCACGUGCAAAUCUCGCCGCUGCGAAAUCGAUCCGAUUCGGUGUCCCUUCGCUCCUCCAGCCACGCCUCCUCGUGCGCCAGCUCCAUGUGCGGCAGUCCGGAGCCUCCGGCGGAGCUGCAGAGAACACCCUCGAGGGCCUCCAGUUACUCCAGCCUCAACGAGCAGCUGCCACAGACCACAAUCAAGGUGUACACAAACUGCCUGAAGAUCGACAUCGAGUACAAGACCCUUGGAAUCCAGUGGGACACUACAAGCAAGGAGGUUAUUGGCCAGCUGCUAAGACGCCUCAAGAUGCGACAUCGCGAUCCACGCCUGUUCUACCUAUCCAUGGAGGUAGCUGUGCGUCGGGCUGGAGUGAAGACCAUCUUGGUGCUGGACGACGACACCCGGCCGGCCAUCAUGCAGGCCUGUCAUCCGAAGGGCGAGUCCCGAUUCUGUCUGCAGCUAAAACCAGGUGGCCUGAUCCGCGUCCACACCUCCGCGCUGCAGCCCAGCUCUCAGUACAAGUCGCUGGUCAUCAGCGAGGAGACCACCUGUGACGAGCUGCUGCACCUGCUCCUCGGCUGUUACAGUUCACCCGAGCCGGUCGAGAACUUCUCGCUGUACGAGGUGUGUCCCGGCCAGGAGUGUCAGCGAAAAUUGCACCCGGACGACCUUCCACUGCGCACUCAGAUGGAGCGGAUGAAGCGGGGCGAAGGCUGUCACUUCCUGGUGCGCCGAACGCCCAAUUACGCACGCCGGCGCCAGCUGUUGGCCAACCUAAACGAGGCAAUUGGACAGGCCGCGGAGGCGGCAGAGGAUGCAACCAGUCUCCUGGAGCUCUCCUUGGAGUCGGAUCUGUCGCUCUCCGAGGAUCUGCGAAGCUGCAGCAGCAGCGAGGAUGCCGAGGAUGAAGACGAGUGUGCUAGCAGUUCUGGCUCCUCGGAUAAUUCCACAGAAUGUGCCCUACGCCGGGACUUUUACGUCCACACCACGCCCGCAGCUCCUGCUCCAGUUGUGCCCCAAGUGGCGGUGUCCGUGUCACCCGCCCGAGUCUACAGCCCCGUGUACAACAUACGCGAGAUUCGAACCGCCUCGCACUCCUUCUCCUCGCUGGGGAAGGACAAGAAGCUGCUUGACAUCCACAUGAACGCCCGCUUUGCGUCCGGAGGAGUCUACGGCAGACUUAUGCCUGUGGCGGAGACGGAGACCCAGGACAUGAACGGCAAUACCAGUACCAAACUCACGGCGGAGGCCGUCAACAACAACCCGGCCAAGGGACUGGGACACUUUGUCUACCUGUAGCGAUUGGGUCAGUGGGAGUGGAACCUGUACAAAGGACGAGUAUGCCACUAGGAUCGUCUGAUGAGACCCAAAAAUUAGAAAAGAAAUCGAGUACCGUUUGGACCAAAGAUGCAUUUGUAGUUUAAGCCGUUAGAGUGGGAAAUGUAAAUAGGAAAUAUGCCUGCGAGUAAUGUAUCCUAAGAUUAGUUACGAUUAGUUUAGUUUUUCCUUACGCUACAAAAGAUACUUUGUCCCUAGUGUAAUGCAAAGAAACCAUCUGCUAACAAUCCCAAAUGAAAGGAGUCUAUAGCUUAACGCUUUAGUCCCGCAACUAAAGCUUCGAUAAGAGUAUGAAUCUGAAUAGCUUGUGGCUAACAUUCGUGUAAAAACCAAAAGAUAUUGUAAUAAUAAGAACUAAUUAUGUACAACCUG
This is a messenger RNA of Drosophila melanogaster (fruit fly), 2268 nucleotides long. RefSeq names its product rau (gene rau). The record is from RefSeq and is marked reviewed. NCBI's taxonomy places the organism in Eukaryota, Metazoa, Arthropoda, Insecta, Diptera, Drosophilidae. The transcript is spliced from 5 exons. Gene Ontology annotation, biological process: signal transduction. The coding region runs from base 565 to 1857 and encodes 430 amino acids.